AUGGCUGUGUGGGGCCCGGGAGGUCGUCUUGGCUUGCGCGGGUGCCUUGGAGCCCGCAAGCUAUUGUGUCCCCGUUUCCAGAGCCGCGGCCCCCAGGGCGUGGAAGACGGGGACAGGACACAGCCUUCCUUGAAGACUCCCAAGGUCCCCAAGAUCUACACCAAAACAGGAGACAAAGGAUUUUCUAGCACCUUCACUGGAGAAAGAAGACCCAAAGACGACCAGGUGUUUGAAGCCAUGGGAACUACAGAUGAGUUAAGCUCAGCCAUCGGGUUUGCUAUGGAAUUAAUUGCAGAAAAGGGCCACCCGUUUGUGGAAGAGCUUCAGAAAAUCCAGUGCUCCCUGCAGGACAUCGGCUCUGCCCUGGCGACUCCGCGCUCCUCAGCCAGGGAGGCUCACUUAAAACACGCCACGUUCGAGGCGGGGCCCGUCCUGGAGCUGGAGCAGUGGAUCGACAGAUACUCUCGCCAGCUGCCCCCGCUCACCGCUUUCAUCCUUCCUUCAGGAGGCAAGAGCAGCGCCGCACUGCACUUCUGUCGGGCCAUAUGUCGCCGAGCCGAGAGACGCGUGGUGCCUCUUGUCCAGAUGGGUGAGACUGAUGCAAAUGUGGCCAAGUUCUUAAAUAGACUCAGCGACUAUCUCUUCACAUUAGCCAGAUACACAGCCAUGAAGGAAGGGAAUCCAGAAAAGAUAUACAAGAAAAAUGACCCGUCAAAUCGCACCUGA
This is a messenger RNA of Rangifer tarandus platyrhynchus (Svalbard reindeer), 726 nucleotides long. Lineage: Eukaryota; Metazoa; Chordata; Mammalia; Artiodactyla; Cervidae. The record is from the annotation of a GenBank genome assembly.